Molecule: messenger RNA, 846 nt
Organism: Aureobasidium musti
Lineage: Eukaryota; Fungi; Ascomycota; Dothideomycetes; Dothideales; Saccotheciaceae
Source: the annotation of a GenBank genome assembly
AACCACACUUCUACCAUAAUGUUGCUUAUCGCGCGAAAGUAUAGGUCUCGAAAGACCAUGCUCUAUCUUUUCGCUGCAGAGUUCNCCUUUACUGUGGCCGCUCUUGCUCUUUUCGCCAUUGCACAACCAAACACCUACCGAACUCGGCUCUGGGCAGAUGGAUAUAAGAAUGGCUUCAACAGUUCGCCGACUGAGAUUCUUUACUCAUACGCAAAUCAUAGACCGAUCAGCCCUCCUAUCGUCUGGAGUCAANUUCCUGUGCUGUUCUUUAUGCGUGCUCUCAUCCCAAUCUUCUCUGCCCUGGUCCACAUCUUACUGGUCGUCCUGUAUGCGUAUAGUGCUUAUGGCCAAGCGGCACCCGACAUGACCGACAAGGACCAUCCGCAANAAGGCGCGCCAUGGUACAUUACCAAGAGUUGCAAUGUCGCAUCGGACAAGAAGAACAUUGGAUAUUGUAAGCAAGCCAAAGCCAGCUUUGCUGUAACGCUGUGCCUCNUUGUGCAAGGACUGAUCGUAGCCGCUAGAAUACUGUUUGCCGUGACGCUAGUUGUCUCACUCCACUCCUGCGUGCCUACCAAAGCAGAGAAGCUUGCUCGAGCAGCCGACAUUGAAGAGACAGAAAUACCAGAAUACUCACUGGAGACAGCCCGACUGGAUGAGCAAGAAUGGGAGAAGAUGCGAUCACAGGCAGAGUGGCAUUACUCAAUGGCGCCGGGAACAUCGAGUGCGCUGAACCCUAUGACACCGAGGACAGUGGCUUUCCAGACACUUGAAGGAAGCAGCCCGGCAACUCUCUCGAAUACCUUACCAUUCAGGGAGCGGUACGGAGGACCGGAUGGACGGUAA